Molecule: messenger RNA, 12415 nt
Organism: Lymnaea stagnalis (great pond snail)
Lineage: Eukaryota; Metazoa; Mollusca; Gastropoda; Lymnaeidae
Source: the annotation of a GenBank genome assembly
CGGUUCAGGAGCCAGAGUAAGCGUUCUUGAAACAAUAUUUUCAUUCAGGCAAUAGAAAAUCAUAAAAUGCCUUACGCUAAUCAACCAACUGUAACACUUUCUCAAUUAACCGACGAAAAUAUUAAAUUUAUAAUUGAAGACACCGAUCUCAGGUAAAUUAACUCAUACAUUUAAGGGAAAAUUUAAAGUUAUGUAUCUACUAAUACAAAUAGCAAACUGAACUAGUUACAGACACUUCAGUUCACGAGACACAACCGCGACUUUCCUAGUCCUAGGCCUAGGCCUAGGCUAAUUUAACUAUUACUAAUUACUUAUUAAAUUCAUUACUAUCAGAUCCGAUAGACUGUCUUCUAUCUAAUUCUAAGUUUUUAAAAUUAUUUUCUACUUUUAAAUACUGAUACCGUACUGAUGUCAACUAGACCUAAUAAUAAAUAAAUACUUUGAAAAUUAAACUCAAGAGUAGACUGAGUUACCAGUAGUCAGUCAACCUCAGUUAGUUGAGUUUAGUUUGUGAUUGUGUGUGUAGGUCUCAGUGUAGGGCUAGAUUUAAGUUGUAGUUGUUAGUGUUAGUAUUGUUAGUCACUUUUACAAACUAUUUUUAGUCUUAUUAAUUAUUAUUAAUAUUAUUAUUACAAAUAUUAGUGUAGUGUAGGUAAAGAAAGGGUAUCUUCUUCAAAAUUUUAUGGGAAUCGGCACAGAAGAAUAAUCUGAGUUUUUGUUGGUGCUUUUUAUUGAUGAAAGGACUAUUUCAGUAUUUUAUCAUAAAAUUGUGAUAUUCAUCCACAUUGUCAGCAUGUUUACAUUAGUGGACAUCUUUGCCUACAUUUCCAUUGUAAUUUUUUAGGCAGUGUCUACACGUCCAGCGCGCCGGACAUCAUCUCCCGCACUAUUUGUCCGGCGACCAAGUCACAUGACCGCCGUAACAAAGUGGCGAGAGAUAUCUUGUCGGGUAGCCUUCUUCUUCUAUAUCUUAAGGGCCCACGAUCAAUUUAUUGAUCAUUUUGGCUCCUAUGCAUGUAGAUGGGAUUUGCAAUGUUUCUGUUCCUGGUGUUGUUACGUGACUGCGAAUGAUUCAAAACUAUUGUUAAUUUUAAAAUCUAUUUCUCUACCAAGUAAUGUACUGAGUAUCUUGAAUGCAAAUAAUAGAAAAAAACUUAAGUGAAAGUGGCUUGUAAACAUUUUUGUUUAGUUUGUUAUUUGAGUUUGUGCACCAGUAAUCCAUAAAAUAAAUUAGGGGCCAGUGUGGAGUAGGCAACCAAUAAAAGUAAAAGAUUUCAUUUUCAAUCGUUACAAAAUAUUUAAAAACUUCUCAUGAAACUACUGUUGCUGAUGAACAUGAUAAUAUAAAUAUAGUAUAAAAUAUUUUACAUUAAAAUGGGAGAAAAAAACAACGAUCCUAUCCCUGGUAAUGAUCCUCAAAUCAUAAUAUCGUCAAGCGACCACUCUACCACUAAACCACACAAGAUCUACCAAACUGUACUUCGUUCGGAAUUAUAGCGUGACAUACCGCCGGACGUAUAUCUUGCGCACUAUUUGUCCAGCGCGCCGGACGUGUAGACAUUUCGAAUUUUUUACCUUUUCAAUCGACCCCAGCCCAAUAUUAGAAAUUAAUACAAAAUUUUUUGAAGAAGCUCAAAAUAUAAUUAUGUCUUUUGUAUUAAUAUUAAAUCGUCCACUGCAUGAUAUAUUGAUGUAUAUGUGUGCCAGUUCUCAUUGAGGUAGGACAUGUCAGCCAUAAAUUGUUCGUCUAAGUAACCUGCAUUAUCGUAAGGUCACCCAAUAUUGACCACUCCCCCUUUUUAAUGACAUGCUAAUACUUAGUAAAUAUUCAAUUACUGCCAUUAUUUAUUCACAUCAAAAUAUUUGAUAACUACUGUUUUAGAGUGAACUUAUAAGGCAUAUAAAUAUAAACAAGAAUACUUUAAUUUGAAUUUGAAACUCAGAUAGAGUCUAUAUUAUAAAUCAUCAUAAAUUGCCUUGUGCAAAACGUGGUCAUGGGCAACGAUUCACAGUCACUUGCAUGUUCUAUACUAUUAUAGUAUUAUUCUCAUAGUUUCAUUAUUAGGAGAUUGCCAUGUGCAAACACUAUUAAAUCAUUGGUCAGGGAAAGCUUUAAUUAAUUAGUCAUGGGCAAAGUUGAAAGUUCAAAAUAAUUAGUCCCAAAACAGUAUUAUUUUUAUUUCUUAUUUGCCUUACAUAUUUGCCGUUUAAAAUAUAAAGCCUUAGACUUAGACAUAGUGAACAGUACAUCCAUCUCAUCUUUAUUAAAAUCAAUGAUAACAUUAGAUAGCUAGAUAAGUUAAAAAUAUAUUUAUAAUUGGAAGAUAGUGUUGAAUUUAAUUUAAUAUUAGAACUUUUAAUACCUAGCAUUAUUCCUAAACUAAAAGUUUUAUAAAAUGACUAGUUAAACAAGAGUUACACGAUCAGUGGAAUUGGGUCAAAAAAUGUGGAGGUGCAGUCCACACAUACUCUCAUUUAAAAACUCAGAGCUCAAAAAGUACUAAAUCUAGAACGUUAUUCUGGUUUCAUUUUUUUAAUUUGAAGUUUGCUUUAUAAAACUGUAAUAUUUUUAUCAUUUUUAUUUUUUUUACAGAAGUAUCUAGUAUUAGGCUUAAAGAAAAAUAUAAAUAAUUAAGUAAAAUAAUUAUGUUAUGAGACUAAUUAUAAAUAGUAGUUGUUAGUAGUAGUAAUAUUACUCAAAAGCCAUCAAUAAACAACUUUUCAUUAGUUUGUGAUGAGGAGGGAGGGUUUAAAAAUCUUCAAAAAUAUCUUAAUGUCAUUUAUAGAUGACCUCAAAAUAACAUUAGGCUUAAUUCAAUGAAAAAAAAUAAUAGUAAUAGGUCUUAAUUUUACAAUGGUGUCUUAGUAGUUGAUCUACCGAGUUUACAGUACUGAGUUUGUCAUUUGUUAUAGUACUUGUCUUUAACAAACCAUUUAUUUUUAUUAUUAGGAAGAAAUAAUAAAACAAACUUUUCAAAACUUCUAUCCACAGUGUCUCCAAUGCAAUUAGACGAGUAUGCAUAUCGGAAGUGCCAACAAUAGGUACAUUUCUGUAGAUUUAAGCAAUUUUAAAUGAAAUACUAUUAAAAAAAAACAUUAAAAAAAACAGGGUGCUUGUUUAAAAUUUAGGCAAUCCUCCAAAUUCCGGUCCCAAAUGUCAAAUAUUAAACCUUUUUUUAGAAAGUGCCAGUCCACCCAAUAAUGUUUGAUGUAAUUGUUUAUGUCUUCGAUUCUGAAUGAAUGGAGUUGUCUUGCUUUUAAUAAUAUAAAAUAAACAAUACUAUGGCCAGCAGACCGCAAACGCCAGUUCAUUUUUCAAAUAAUGUUUUGCCAGGAAACAUUCUGCAAACUUAUGACACAAUGCCAAAGGCACUAUAUGACAGCAUGCUUUGGUUAGAGUGGCUUGCUGAACACCAUCUCAUAGCUGUCCUUGUCCCAUGCCUUUAGUCCAAUGUGCCAAGUCACCCGAUGACUGAUGGAAAGGCCAUCCAUGCAAUACGACAUGCAGAAUACACACUGGGUCAUUUUUUGUAAACUGUGGGCUUAGCACACAGAAAAUUGUCAUGAUGAUAUUCUAUUGGGUUUACGAAGUGAAAUGCAAGCAUGUUAUGCUUUUCAGAAGCAAUGAAAGUUGGGACACCAUUAUAAACUACAAAAACUUUUACUGAAAUGAGUGUUAGAAUGGUUUCAAGUUUAACAUGGUGGAACAUGCCAUGGCCAGUUUCCAAGCUUUCCUGUAGUACUUAAACAUAAAAAAAACACGUUUUCUGACAGAACUGGUACUUGAAGUUGUUUAGCGCCUGUUAUCACAUUUGACCAUGAACUUGGUAAAACAUUAUUGCAUUUUACUAGUGUUUUGAAUUUGGGACCAGCGUUCGAAGGAAUGCCAAAAGUUAUUGUACAGUGUUUUAAAAUAGUUGAAGAUAUUUUUCAAAAUAUUUUUUUUUAUCAACACUUGAUGUUUUUAAAUUGGUUUUGGGAAUGCUAAAAAUGUAGCCAAUUCUUUUUAUAAUUUUUAAAUAUAAAUUCUAAGCAUGGGUAUAAUAAAUGUCCUGCUAGAAUGAGUAAAUUAAAGUCACUCUACCGGUAUCCUAAAUGAUUUGAGGAGAACUUAAAUAUCUUUAAAGUCACAAAUAUUGAAAUAUAUAGAAUUCAACUAGGCAAUUUGAUUAAUUAUAUCACAAGAGAAAUUCAAGUUAAAUUUUGCAUGAUUUUUUUUUCUCUACUAUUACAUUAAUUAUAGUACUUCAAUCAUACUCAAAGCAUUACAUUUUUUUUUUUAAUUACUCAAAUGAGAAAAUGUACCUCUUCAUUUAGACUUUUAAAAAAAACAUAAUGUUGAAAAUGUUUUAACGUUACACAUAAAAAGAAUUAUAUCAAGUUUUUAAACUUGUAAACCACUUACACCAUUGAAAAAACAAAACUUAUUAUAUGCUCAUUAUCUUUACCUGUAGACUAAAUAAUUGACACAAGAUGAUGUUUGGUUGAUUGACAUUCAGAUAACAAAUAUUCUAGUUCUACUGUUAUUGAAAAAAAAGUAUUAUUUAAUUUGUGCAAAUAGUGAUUAUUAAUUAUUUUUUUUUUUAAACGCAAUUUUGUAAAAUAAUCAUCACUACAUUUUAGUCAUUGAUUGAAAUUUGUGAGAAUAUCUUUUUUUUUCUCUUUUGUAUGUGUGUGUGUAAAAUCAAUAUUUUAGCUCCUAUGUAUUUAUUAAUUUCAUAUUUUAUGCUUUGAAUUGUAUAUUUUGUCAACUAAUUAUAUUUGUAAAUUUUAUUAUUCUUCAGCCAUUGACUGGGUCCAGAUUGAAGCCAAUUCAACGGUUUUAUUUGAUGAGUUUAUUUCCCAUAGGCUGGGGUUAAUUCCCUUGACAAGUGAAGAUGUUGUAGAAAGAAUGCAAUAUUCAAGGGUCAGUGCAAGAAUUAGAAAUCAAUGCAUUUUUUUCCUAAGUGAUAUAAUUAAAAAAAUAGCAGAAUUAAAAAACAAAUUGAUCAAAUAUGAUGUGAACAAUUUUUUUUUAUAUUUACAAUAUUUGAAAACCAUUGAAAAGAAUUCAAAAAUAAUUGUCCACCUCACUUAUUCCGCAAUCUAAGGGCCUGAAACAUUUCUAAUACAUAUUAACAAAAUACUAAAUUAUAUUUUAAAUUAUUUAUUGCAUCAUGCUUCACUUUUUUUUUUUACACCUUCUCUUCAGUCUUUUAAAAAUGUUAUAAUUUCUUUGUUAAAAAGUUUCAACUUAAUUGUUUGUGUGUAUUUAAAAAGCUUCACUGCAUUUUGAAAUUUCUUAUAUGUAUUCAGGACUGCACUUGUGAAGAAUUCUGUAAUGAUUGUGCAGUGGAGUUCACAUUAGAUGUAAAAUGUACUGAUGAUCAGACCCGUCAUGUCACCAGUGCUGACCUUGUUCCCAGUAACCCUAAAGUCAUACCAGUGAGUUUUACAAUAUUGCUUUCUUCUUUUUAUUUUUCUUCUUUUCUCUUUUUGGUAAUGAGGAUGUUUUAAUGAUAUUUCUAUUAGAUAAGGCACUUCUUAAUUGAAUAAAUUUGGUUUUAAAAACAUUCAUUCCGAAAUUUAUUGGCCUGGCUGUUUUUUUAAUACUUUUGUAUUUUCUUAAUUUUUUUUAAAAACUCAGCUGUUAAAUGUAUUUAUCUUAUAUCUGUCACUUUUUCUUGAUGGAUAUUAUUUUGAUUUGUUGAAGUGUACUGCCUACACAAAUUUAAAAUGUCUUUAGCUGAUGGCCUUAAAUCUGGUUCACUGAGAAGGCAUUUCUGCAUUAAAUCAGUGAGUAAAUGUUUUUGCGGUCCCCAUUCUUCUUUAUGUGAGCAGUAUGCCACAUUCUGCAUUGGUCUGACAGAUCUGCUCCUAAUGGUCUUUGUGGGCAUCAGGGAUAAUAUAUCCUGUAACAUUAUACCUGUGGAAAUAGAUGAAAUCGAGAACUGUUUAGCUAAAUAGAUAUAUAUUUUAAAAAAUCAAUACCGUUAUUUUCAUCUUGGUACAUUAUGAAGGUUGAAUGAACAGAAUUUUGGUAAAAAUUUGUAUACAUAUGUUUUUUUAACUGACUGCGAGAAAAUAUCUUUUUUUUUUUUUGUAGUUCUUUUUAUUACAUCAAGAUUCUUUUUUAAAGCUUUAAGAAUAAUGAAAUCAUUGUCAAGCAGUGGCUAAGCUUGCUGCGGUACUUUUUUUCAAUUUAAGUCACUAAUUUACAUUGCAAAUGACAAACAAAUAUACCCAAUGACCAGAUGAAUGCCUUCUCAGGUUGGAGGAUGUAGGAUGUGGAUAACUCUGGUGGUGGAUUGUUGGACGUCUUAAGUGUAUCAAAGUCUGUGCACUGACUCUCUAUAUAAAUCUUAGACCGAUUUCUUGUGACCUUCACCUUAUCAGCAUUAGGCAGCCAAUCACAACAUUUUGAAUGGGAUAAAAUGUGUUGUGAUACACAUUCUAGAACCUUAAAAAGUGUUGGGACAAAACAAAACAUUUUUUUAGGAAUCUUUGCUUCGUACAAGAAUUUUUGAAAAUUAUUUCAAAUAUCAUUUAAUAUUUAUGCUUUAAUCAUGUACAUUAAAUCUUUGACUCAUAACCUAAAGGCUUCUGCACUAAAUUGAUUUCUAAGUACAUUCUUAUGGAAAUGUAAUCAUUUACCUUCCAAAUAAAUUCUGUUGGCAUAGCCUGACCAACACGCCUUAAUGUGGUUAUCACUUCUGCAAGUGAUAUGACGGGCUCAUAGAUAAAAAUCCAGGCUCCACUGUCUUCAAAACUUGAUAAAAAAUUGGGUUGAUUGCAUCCAUUGGCUACAAUGUAAAUUUUUGUAUUUAUCAAAAUUUAGUGGUGUAAAAGAGCUUGACAAAGUAGUAUAUUGAAAUCUAAAUUGCAGUUAGCUGAUUAAUUAUUUUUACUUUUUUCUUGCAAGAUGGAGGUUGGUAAAUCAAAACUAUUCAUUGCAUCAAAUCAAAUAUACAAUUUAAUGUAGGAAAAUAAGUUUUAUUUUGCGCAUUCGAGACCUAAUUAGUCCGCCUGGGUUCUAAAUUACUAGUGCUAGUGGGCUAACUUAAGAUCAUCUCUUUUUUUUAAAAAUACCUGCCCGCCUAUCCUGUCAACUUAAGUGUCACUUAUGGCCCAAAUUUUCCAGGGGAAUAUUCCAUGAAAAUUUUAAUUUUUUUACUUGAAAAUAAAUUUCAAUGACCUGAAUAAAUGGCAAUGCAUUACUUUAACUUUUUGGAAAAGUGAAAUAGGCAAAGGACAGUGCCUAUAUUCUUUGCUUAAAAAAAUUAAAAAAUACAAACAUAAGAUAAAGUUCAUUGAUUAUUUCAUUGACAUAGGAGUAGUUGGCAGGUAAAAUUUUGAUAUGCAGGUGAAGGAUUGGGGGAAAAAAUAAUAUAAAAUGAUACUAAUGGCUAGUAAUACAAAAAGCAAAUGUGGCAAAACUAAGCAAAAUUGCUAAAAAUGCCCUUUAAAUUGGCUUUAAAUAAUGUAGUGUACUUAAAUGUCCACUUUAUUGAAAUACCUUUUCCAUGAUUGUCCAUGCUCAUGUUAACCUCAAGAAUAACAUCACAUUUAGUUAUUUUAAAUUCAGCCUGGUAGCGAUUGCUAAGAAUGUCUUGCGCUUGAACUUUUAGAGGGUUUAUUCUAAAAUCAUCCAGGUUCAAUCUGCAUAUGUUUCCAGCUAGCAUUAGUGGGACUGGCAGUAGAGUUGGCACCUGGUUCAAAUAAAAAAAAUACACAUGUGGUAGAUGAAAACUAUUCCAUUGAUAGUAAAUACAUUUUUAAAAUCUUAAAUAACUUUGAACACAAAGUUUCUUAGCAAAUUUUAAUGUUGUAUCAAUUAAUUCACUCAAGUCACUCCACAAAUAAAAUAUUUAUUUCUCUCGGGUCGUCAUGUCUUGCUUCAUCACAUGGUAAGGCACUACCUAUUUCUAUAUCAACAAAUUUAGUUUAACUUGCCUUAUCAAUAUUGGCCAGUGGUAUGCAGGACAGCACCACACUCCUGCACAAGUGUAACAGUGAUGGGCACGCAUUACUAAAUUGAGUUGUUACCCUUCUGCUGAUAGGAUUAAAGUACCUCAAACAGGCGCAUGUUGGACGCUCAAUACGUUGAAUCAGUGAAUCGCCCCACUGUUCAGUUGGCUGUGACAUCAAACAAAUUUAAAUGAUCAGUUUUUGACAAUCAAAGUCAUAUAUACAACCCCUGCGACUCCCUCCCUUUAAAUAAAUAAAAACUCCACCCCCCAUCCCUUAAUGUUAAAAAUUAAUAAAUUACUUAGUAUAAUGUUCAAUACGAGGAUGGCAUUAACUUCUUCAACCUCCCGAUUACACUGUCCCUUUAUGUACAAAUCAGUUCAGGGGUUAAAUAGACAGCAAAAUCAUUAUAUAUAUAUUUUUAUGUGAAAUAUAAUUAGUGGUUUGUACUUGGGUUUGUCUCCCAAAAUCCCACAAAAUUGUCCCAUUCCGGGAAAUUCUGGGUAAGCGCUGUUUGAAUUCAUUUUUCUUGGUUUUUUUUUUUUUUUAAAUUUCAGCUAAACAGAUUGUUACAAAUUUUUUCCUAGGUGUUCAUUUGUCAAACUACCUUUACAUUAUUUAGUUUUUGUUUAAAUUCUGGGUAAGGGAAAUUUGAAUUCAUUUUUUUUUGUUUUUUUUUUUUUUUAAAUUUCAGCUAAACAGAUUGUUACAAAUUUUUUCCUAGGUGUUCAUUUGUCAAACUACCUUUACAUUAUGUAGUUUUUGUUCUCAAAAGCAAUCUAGUAAGACAUGUACAUAUUCAUAUAUCAACAUUCCUAUUUGUUUUUAAUUGGAAACGAACCUUAUGUUACAAGUUGUUAGAAACAUAUUCUUGUAAAUAUUUAGAGGCUUAUUUGAAACUAGAAUUAGCCACCUGUAAAGAAUGCAAAACUCUGUUUUUUUCUACUGACAAAGUUUUUUUAACAAGCAUAUUUUUAGCUCAUUAUCCAUUACUAGGGACAAGCAGUGGAAAUUGAAAAACCUAGUAGCAAGUGACCAACCUCUCAAUUAACCUUAACAUUGUUUUUCAUUCAUAAUAAUAGACCAUAAAAAUGUAAAAAACAAAUAUAAAAAUCAACUCAUCAUAUUGUUUAAUUUAGUUUAUAAUGUAUUUUUAAUUAUAUUAAUUUUAUCCUGGGAUUUCCCGGGAUGAGGAAAACGUUAUUCCCAUUUUCCCAGGAUAAGCAAAACCCCCGUGAAAUGAGAAACCCUAGUUUUUACUUCUUUCUUCAUCUAAAUUGUGGCAACAUUUUUAAAAAAAUAAUUUUUCUUCAAAAAUAUUAUUAUUUUAAAUUGUGAUAAUGUUGCUUAAUUUUGUAGGUGACAUCCAGAUCCCGACAAGAAGCUAGUGAAUAUGAGGAAACUGAUGGUUAGUGUGUGUUUGUCUUCUCAUACGUUUGUUCCAGUAAAAACUGAUCUUGGUCACCAAUAAUGAUGGGGACAGACAGAAUUGACAAAUUAAGUUUGAUUACUUCUCUAUCUUUAAUUAAUGGAUUUCCUGAUUGAAAUUUGAGGGGCACCUUUUCUCUGGAUCACAAUUUAUACGAUUACACAUUUAUAUUACAAUAUAAAUAACAUGCGGACGUUACUUUCAUUUUAAAAUAAUACAUUUUAAACAGCAAUAAAUACGUUUAUGAGGCGUUGCAUUAAUCUUAAUAUCUUUCAGCUGGUUUUAAUUUUAAAUUUAUUUGUUUUAAAUCCAGCAGUAACUAUCAGUUAUUAAAGUUAUUAAGAAUUAUUGUGAUAUCUCUAUCUUAAAUUUUAGAAUACUAAUCUCAUGCUAUUAAAAGCCAGAAUUGUCACAGAAUCUUUUCGAGUUUGGCAUCCAGUCUGUUCACAAAUCAUUCAAUGUUGGUUUCACUAUGACUCUUUCCCCCCAGAUAUUCUUAUUGCUAAGCUGCGGAAAGGUCAAGAACUGAAAAUCAGAGCAUAUGCCAGAAAAGGCUUUGCCAAAGAACAUGCCAAAUGGAAUCCAACAGCUGGUGUAUCAUUUGAAUAUGACCCUGACAAUGCAUUGAGACACACAACCUACCCAAAACCUGAGGAAUGGUGAGUUGCAUCAGCAGAUGUCAUUUAGAACAGCAUUUCCAAAGCUUUAAAGUUUGGCGGACAGGUGGAAUGUAAACCUCAGACUGGUGCCAGUCCACGAACCACCAUUUGGGGAACGCUGAUCUAGAGUUGGUUUAGUUAGACAAAUGGUUAAUAUUUUAUUUCAUUUACCUUCUGUGAUCUUAAUUCUUCCUCAUCAUUUUAUUCUUUAGAUAUCAUUGUUGAGUUGUAUAUCUCAGAAGCAUAUGGAGUGAUUUUUGCUUUUUUUGGUCCAUGUGUGAUUUUAGUAUAUUAUUUUUGAAAACGUGUAAAAAUUUCCUAAGUAUAUUUAUGAGAUAAGAACUUGAGGAAUAAAGUACCUACGUUUAUGUAAAAUUAAUCUGAACUCUAGUUAAACAACUAAGAUUUGAAGGCUAAUUUUUGCUGCCUUUCAGUCAAGUAGAAAAUACUGAAUAAUAUUAUAUCUAUUAUUAAUUUAUUUAUUAUGUUCUUAUAUGCAUCUUGUGAAAAAAUAUGCAUAAUAUUUUUUUUAUUAGAAAAUUUGAAUAAAUUGUUUCUUAUUAAAAAGAUAUAUUACACACUUUAAAGAUCAAAUAUUUCAUUUCUUUAUUAUUUUCAACUCAACAGGCCAAAAAGUGAAUAUACAGAACUCACAGAAGACCAGAGUAAGGAUAGAAGAAUUAUUAAAAUGUUCAGUGAUAGUUCAGUGAUGUUUCAUUUAUUUUUAUGUCAGUACAUGCAUUAAUCUUGACUACCUGGGUGUAAAAAAACUAAUUAUAAAUGGAUAUUUUUGAAAGACAGCAUAAACAAAAAUAUAUAUAUUAUUGCAAUUUAAAUUAAAUGUAUUUUGUUAUUUUUUAAAUCUUUAUAAUUGCCUUACAGUACAGUGCUUAGAGUUGAAAACAUUUUACAGUGGUCUCUAUUUAUCGCCUAACAGCUGAGGCCCCUUUCGAUCUGAUGGGAAAACCAAACAAGUUCUACUUCAAUGUUGAAUCCAUUGGGACCUUGAAACCAGAGACCAUCCUCUUCUCCAGUCUUAGUGUUUUGAAAAAGAAACUUAGUGACCUCCAGACACAACUAAGCCAUGAGAUUAGUUCAGAUGCUUUAGCAAUCUAAUCAUAAACAUUUUAACACAUCUUCUUUUUUUUCACAUUUUCAAGGGCAUUGCUAAAUUUUUUAAAAACUUAAUAAAAAUCGUUAGACUAAAAUAGCUUCAUAUUGUUAAUCGUGCUACAUAAAAGGUUAGCCAUAAUAUAUUACUUAUUCCAAAAAUUCCAUUCUUAUGUCCCUGUCCAUUUGAAUCCUAUAUAUUUUUAUGUGACACCACCUACCUUUCCAAAAAAUAAUAAAACUGGCUUUCAUUUAUUUACUCAGUAAUAAAUACCUUAAGUGCCAUGGCUGCAUACAUUGCCAUAAUGUUUAAGCAAUUUAUUCAAGCAUUAAAAGUCUAUAGAUUUUGUCACUUGAGAUCUGAAAUAUUUGAAUCACCAUCAAAACUCUGCACUUUGGAGUUUAUCAUUUUUAAAAUAGGUCUUCCGACACAAGUCUUGAUAAAUAAAACAUUCAUUUAAAUUUAAACUAAUUCUUUAUUUUAAAAAUAAAGCAAUUUAAAUGUUUACUUCUAUUCUUGUUUUGAGAACAAAACUGCAACCAAAUUUGGUGAACGAAGUCACAGUAAAUAACAACAACAUCUAAGGUAAAUUUAUAAUUACAUGCCGGUAAUAAAAAAAGAGGUAAUAUAGAAUUUUUCACUACUUGGUAUCGAGCAAAAUAAUGGCUUAUAGUAAAGUAUAGCGUAAACAACAUGACAGGUUUCUAUCCUGCACAUCCCCCACCUUGAUUUUUUCCUCAUCUCACAAUUUUUUAUAAGCUGGUAACCCUAUAAUAUUAUAGAGGACUCCUAGCAUAUUUUUUUUCAUUUACAAAACCUAGUGUGAACUAAAAGACUUAGUGUUUUAAAAUAUCUGAAAUUUUACUGUCAGUAGGGCAGAAGAUGCCUGUAAUAAAAAAGCUGAUUAACAAUUAUAAUUAUAAACACACUGUGCUAGACAUCAUUAUUUGAAAUGUCAUCUAUGAUUAUGAAGGUUAUCAUGAUUAUUAAUACUUGUGCGGUUUAAUUGAAAUCUAUAAGCUUUUUGUGGUAUACAUUUUUUAAAAAUCUUUAAAAAUUUAUGUCAUGAGGUUGAUGUACUUUCAUGCUUUUAAUUUGAGCAGCUUUAGAUUAAAAAAAAACAACUGACAUGACUAAAAUUAAUGUUAGGUCUAAAUGAAUUUGAUCUCUUGUGAGCAUGUUAUAAUAUGUCUCAAAAGGGAUCAAUCAUCUCAUAUCUUGAACAUGUUGGUAACUCAUGAAAUAAAAUUGCUUUCCAAAUAACCAAAA